Messenger RNA from Physella acuta, 5962 nucleotides. Its product is annotated as period circadian protein homolog 2. Gene Ontology annotation, molecular function: protein dimerization activity; transcription cis-regulatory region binding; transcription corepressor binding. Gene Ontology annotation, biological process: negative regulation of transcription by RNA polymerase II; circadian regulation of gene expression; entrainment of circadian clock by photoperiod. NCBI's taxonomy places the organism in Eukaryota, Metazoa, Mollusca, Gastropoda, Physidae. The record is from RefSeq and is a predicted model, not a curated record. Gene Ontology annotation, cellular component: nucleus; cytoplasm.
GUUAUGUUAGACUGAUGUUAUUAGACCUAAAAUAUUUAAGAACUGUGUUAUUUAGAUCUGUUGUUCACGAAUUGAAUUGAAUCUAGAAAAAAUAAAUAAUCUAGACAAGAUUAAGUUAUUUUAUUGUUAAUUUUUUUUCUGGUGGAUUUAUUUGUGGACAAAAUAAAAAUAAAAAUAGUGUCGCGUUGCAGAUUUUUAUUUCUGUCAUAUCUCAAGGACCAUUUGUUUACAAAUAUCUAUAGACAUUGAUCUAUGUCAAGCAAUAGAUCUAAUUCUCAUAAUAAUAAUAGAUUCUAGAUCUAGCCUGGAUUCUUGAUUGAAUAUCUAACCGCUAACCUAACUUCUAACAACAUCACAACUGGAGUUGGAAGUUAAUGUAUCAAAUCUACCUCUGAGUGAACUUUGAAAAUAGAACUCAUGGAAAAGCAACUUCCUGAGAAAAGAAAAAAAUCCAAACUAAACAAGUCAACAGCAGUAAAUGUUAAUGAUUCCAGUUAUGGUUCGUUAAUCACAGGAACAAGCAGUAGCUCCUCUCUUUCUCUCUCUCUGUUCAGUGAGAGUGAUUUCGCUGAAGCACCAUCAACAAGUGGGUGUAGCUCUGAAAUGGCUAGCGCUAUGCAGUCUAAGGAAAAAAAAAAGGAAAGAGCCAAAGAGUUUAUGAAAACUCUCAAGUCAAUGUUACCACCCAAGGAGCGGGCUAGAAAAAUGGAUACCCUUUCUACCCUGGAGCAGCUUGUAAACAGCAUGAGGCAACUCAAUGAGGAACAAACAAGACAGAGUGAAUUUAAGAUUCCACCCCCUCACAGUGGAUCUUAUGUGGAUCAUGAUUCAGAGAAACUUUCACAAAGUAACAUGUACAUCUCAGUGACAUUAAAAAACCAUGUGGUACAGUCGGCCUCUACAGUUUUAAUGGAACACUUGGGUUACCCUGUGGAUUGGUGGAAAGGCAGACUACUGAAGGACUUUGUCAACAAAAAGGAUAUAAACACUGUUAACAGUUGCAUUGCUCUACACUCUAGUGAUGAGGAACACACAGAGACAUCUGACAAUGCUGUCAGCUCAUCCACUGGGAGAACCAAGGAAGGAUCAAAGUACUUUUAUGCCAGAAUUAGGAGGUUUCGCAAGCUGGGUGAUGGAUUUACUCUACACAAUGUGAUCUCCUACUGCCCCUUCAUGAUGAUGAUAACAACUAAACCACCAGAACCCAGUGACUCAUCUGAUGAAGAGGGAAGCAGACACAAAAAAUGGCUGACCAUUUACUGCCAGCCACUCAGCUCAGCUUACACUGAUCGACAUGUUAUUCCUGAGAAAAGAAACUUCAGCCUUAGACACUCAUUGUUCUGUAACUUCACAUACGUUCAUCCAAAUGCUGUUCGACUGCUUGGCUUUCUUCCCCAAGACCUGAAUAGCAUGUCAAUCUUUGAGCUGUAUCACCCUGAUGACUUCCAUCUACUGUUGGAGAUUCACAAGAAAAUUAUCUUGUCUAUGGGUCAACCCUUUAAGAGUGGCGCCAUCAGGCUUCGGACAAGAAAUGGGUGUUAUGUUGAAGUGGAGACUGAGUGGUCAAGUUUUAUGAACCCCUGGUCAAUGCAGCUAGAGUUUAUCAUAGGACAACACACUAUUACCAAAGGACCUACUCGACCAGAUUUGUUUGAAGAUUUACCUGUGAAGCCAACCAGGAUUGAUCUCUCACCUGAAGCAAGGAAAAUAAAGGAGAACAUUCUGGAGGUCUUAAAAAGGCCAAUCCAGGGUGUGUUUGCAGAGCCAUCACCUGUUGUGGCCCAACCCGUUAAAGAGCCAGCUAAAGUACCACAAGCUACUGUCCUACACAGUGUUAUGGCUGAGACAGAGUCUAGUGUCAGAGUAGUUGGGAUGAAUGAAAAACCUAAGGGAGAAUCAUCUACUAGUGCUGAUAGUAAGUCAACUGUCAUUGAUGAUAAAGGGAUAUCUUCAAUUUACAACCAGCUGAAUUACUCUCACAACAUCAAAAGGUUCUUGAUGAGCCAUCCUAAAUCUUUCUCCAACGUAUCUGACGAAGACAGUGUGAUGACCAGAGAGGACAGUGAAGAUGAAGCAAUUAAUGAUGAUGAGGAGAUGCCACUUGAAAUCCCUGUGGUAAAGCCUCCAAGUUGUGGCAGCUCUACCCAGGUCCAUGUGUCAGAACAAGGGCAUGGGGAGGAGAUGUUGAGUCCCCCAACAUUUGGUGAUGAAGCCAUGCCACGCCAUGAAUCCACUGACAACAUCCACUUGCUCACUGAAGAGACAUUGAAGAAACACACCAAGCUUCAGGAGAGGCUCUACCUGCAGACCAUAUCAGAGGAGCAGCCUUUGUUGUUGAACAUGAGAAGGAUUAAGGGUUCAAGAAAUGCUUCUGUUCAGAAACGACCACGACCUAGAGAACUGGGUGAUGAUAUGGAGUUAGCUAAACAUCCAUGCACAAAGAGUGGGGUUUUCAGAUCUAGCUCCAACAUUUUCAUGCAGAGCUUCCCAGCGGUGACAUCAUCUGAACUGACCUCUGUGUCCACCUCAGCUCAGCCCUUGUACCACCAAGCUGAGAUGGUGGGGGGAAACCAGUACGACAACAGGUUCCUGAACCAGAACACACAUAUGGGAUAUCAACCAUUUCCUACUGCAUAUCCAACAGGUUCCCUUUUAUCAGGUUUCCAGCCAGUUGCCUUGGCUCCAUUCAGUGUUAUAAGGCCCUUAGUUCUAACCAAUCUUCUACACCUAGACCGUAGCCUCAACCAACCUGGAUACCCACUCUAUCCCCUGGCAGGUAACCAGGGACCUCAGCCAGCCCUCCAAGUUGACACCUCCUGUAUCCCCACCAGUCUUGGGCCAAUGAUACCAAAUAUGGGCCACUUUGACAUACGUGCUGCCAGUCCUGCGCAGAACAUACAAUGGCCAUUUUAUCCGCAAACUGGUUACACGCUGUUGCCCCAGGUGAUGACAGGUUUCUAUAGACCUGUGCUACAACCUGUCCAGGUACAGACAGUGGCAGCACCACAAGGUGGGUUCAUGAAGAGAACCAAUGGGGCAGCCAUGUUCCAGGAACCUCAAGCUCAUCAUGAAACUCAUGUUGGCCAGCCUCCCAAGAAAAUAAAGACUGACUUAUUUGAUAAAAAGAACCAUGAUUCUGACAACCCAUCCUCCUCCAUGGAAGAUACAACAUCCUCUAUCAUGUAUUUGUUGGAGGCUGACAGCUCAACAUUUGAGGAUUCUGACCACAAGGCAAGUCCUGCUGGGGCUGCAGCAACACGAGUACAAAACAAACGCUCCAUUGAGCCUCCAUGGACCAGAAGUGUCAAGUGGAACACUGACACCAAAAUGAGAUACACAAUGGCACAGAAGAAAACCUUCUCAGUGCUAAAGCUUGAUGAAAAGUUCCUGAAGAAGAACCAACAGAGUGAGAUGGCUCUGGCAUGUCUAGAACAACUCCUGGAAGAGAUCUCAUUGCCAGAUUGUCAAGAUACUAUGGAUGAAGAGGCAGAUUAUUUAUUCUACCCUGGUGAUGAAACACUAGAUGACCUGGAUAAAGUAGAUGACAAAACAGAGGAAGUUGAGUUCACACAGUUCAGCUCUCAAGUCAGUGACAGCGGAGGUGGAGGUGGAGGGGGUGGCAGAGGGGGAGGAGCAAGGGGUUCUACAGAGACUAUUGUGUGGAGUGUUGGGGUUUGUGAUAAUGAUGACGAGAGCUACGACACCCCUGUCAAUAACUCAGAAGAUGAGAAGUCCCCACCUACCCCCACUGGCGUCAAAGAAGACAAGACAAUAACUUUAGGAGGAAAGAACACCAAGAAUGAUGGCAAUGUUGCCAUGGAAACAGUUUUUCUAGAAAGCAGCCAGGCAGCCAAUAAUUCACCAUUGAUCAAAGGUGGCAGCAGUCCUAAGGAUGGGUCCAUGAGCGGGGAUGAGUGCAGUGGCAGUGAUGGUGGCCAGAAGGCUGAGAUGGAGGACGCCCAGUCCAACUGUUCCAAGGUCUCAAGUGAUCUGACCCCCAGCGAUGACCGCAGCAACGAGGAAGCGGGCAGCUCGCUGAAGGAAUCUGAUGCCUCCACCAAAAAAAUGAAGGGCGUGUCGUCAGUCGCCUCGUCUAAUUCUUCCAAUGACCACACCAGUCAGGAGGAAGGCUCCAGUGCUGUCCCUGCUAAAGAUGCUGAAGAUCUGAUCAAAAAACUCUUUGUACCACUCAAGGUACGAAUGACCCAGAGAUUAGAUGUACCAAGUAACCCGUACUGGUUGGUUGAGGCUCACCUGAGCCCAUGCGUGGCCAUGACCUACAAAAUACCCACCCGUCAACUUGAGAAUGUCCUCAAUGAAGACAAAAGAAAAAUGACUGACCUUGUCCAGUCCCCCAUGGUCAAGCAGCAGCUGCUGCAGUUGUUGAAUGAAGUGGACGUCAAGUCCGGGAUGACCGCGGCCACAGCAGCCACAACAUCCACCUACACAACACUGACCAAAACCUGUUGUCACACCUCAGUGAAAAAGUCACCUUCCCUCUCGGACUCGGCACUGGGGACCAUGACAGAAGAAGAUCAAUCAAAAGCAGGUACAGAGAAAUCAAUCAGUGAAAGAAAAUGUUCAUUUUCUUCUACCCGUGUUGACGUCACCACGGAGAAAUUACACGACUCAAGUGCUACCAAAACAACAGAAACAGAUCACAAAACCUCACAGCCUAAAGACCCUUUAGGUAAAUCUGUGUCCAAUGUUUACAAAGAAAAGCUCCAAGAUCUUGCAGACAGGUGUAAACGUAAAACCCAACAUUCUGACGGUGCCACGUCAUCAGACACCAACACAGACCCCGUAACAGAAGACGCACAAGGCUGGUCUCAGUGCCCUAGCCAGUCGUCCGCCUCUGAGGUGGUCACCUGCACACACUGUGCCAGAGGUUCAGGUGCCGCAGCCAGAUCUGAUUCCAACCUGCAAGAAAGGUUCCAGGACAUGGAGUCCUCUAGCCUGUCUGGUCAGAAGAUUGAAGAUAUUAUCAUGAGCAAAGUGUUUGUGCCUGUAGAGGUCUCUACAACGCCAGAACUCAAGACUUCGACAAAUAUUUUUAGUAUUCCUGAGUAACGUUUCUCUUCUAAACUAUUGUAACAACUAGUUGCCAACUGUGAUUGUAACCAUUAUUUUUUGACACAAUUAUCCAGCUUAUCAUAUUUAUUUUGAAUUUAAAUAUAUAUUUUUGGGUUCUGAUAUGUCACCUGUAUUACAUUAAUAAACUAAAGAAAUAUUCAAAUUGUAAGAAAACUAUUUUAAUAUAUAUUUUAAAGCCAUUUUUUUAAAAUAAUGAUUUUGUGACUCAACCUCAUUAGGUGAUGUUUGAUAAUAUUAAAUCGUUCCCACAAUGCAUUGGGAGACCCUCAUUUACCCAACUGACAGGUACCAAUCUCAAAGAGUUCUUUGGCUAAUCAUUCGCGCCAUAAAAAUUGUAUCGAUAUUCUUAAUUUUCGCCGUCAAUGCUAGUUUAAGUUUAUGUUGAGCUUUUUGCUUAAAUGAGUGCAGUUAUUUUAAAAUUGAUACACCCUCAUGAAACAAUAUAUUUGAGAAUUAAUUAAAAACUUUUGAAAAUUUAUACUGAAAUGUAUAGCUUACUCACAAGUUACAAGUGUGAGUUUAAGAAAUGUGUAAUGUAAUGCGAUUUUACAAGUAAAUGGUAAUUAUAUAAUGAAAUAUUCAAUGAAGAUGAAGUACCAAGUUCAGAAUAAAAAAUGUAAUGUAAUGAAUUACAAAUACAAUGUGAAGAGUUUGACUUUCUUUUUAUAAAAUGUUGAAUCAGUCUUAGAAAUAUAUUUUUUAAACUACUAUUUAAAAGAUUGCAGAUUUAUUUUGUAAAAAAUUCAUAUUUCAAAAUUGUACGUUUACAGUUUUAUAAAAAAAAUAUAUUUAAAAUAUAAGUAUUUUAGUUAAUCAUAUUUUUGUAUCAUUAAUAUAAUGGAAUAAUUUAUUUUUAACAAAUGUGAUA